CUCCCAAAAUCCAAACAUUAAAGGCAGCAUUGUUUUCAUCUCUCUCUCUCUCUUUCUAUAUAUCAUUUUCGCCGUCUCAAUUUGUAAAAUUCCACCAAACAGACCCUUCUUCCUUAUCUUGCAAUCCACAAGAAUGUUCAUGGAGAUGGACGACACCAACGAAUCCAAUCCUCUGACCUUGAAUCACACAGGAGAAGACGAAGAACACGAAUCGCUCUCCCUUUCCGAUCUUCCACUCGAUAACGACAAAUCCGACGACCACACUUUCGACGGCUUCCGCAAGAAUCCGCGAAGAUCCUCAUCCGAGCCUCUCGAUCUCUUCGAAUUCUUCACCACCGGACUCAGAAGCUCUGAGAUAUCUCCGGCCGAGGAUUUGAUCUUCUGCGGCAGAUUGCUUCCUCUCAACGAUCAGACUCCGCUUACGCGCGCCACGGAGAAGAAUUUCAAAAAGGAAGAGAGCCGAAAGCAGGCUGCCUUUCGAAAACGGUCCGAGUCGUUGUCCGGAUUACAGAGCUCUGUUUCUCGAUCGAACAGUUCAAAAAUCAACCUCAAGCGGAGCAGUAAAUCGCUCGAUUACCGGAAACUCUACCGCCAAGGGAAUCCGAUUUUCUCGCCCACGGCGGAAGGCGAUCGUAAUUAUCCGAUGAAGAGCGCCGUGAGACCUGAUGCGCUGAACAAAAAGGCGUCGUCGAAGCCGCGGUGGUACUUGAUGAUGUUUGGAAUGGUGAAAUUUCCGGCGGAGAUGGAGCUCAGCGACAUUAAGAGCA
Molecule: messenger RNA, 767 nt
Organism: Momordica charantia (bitter melon)
Lineage: Eukaryota; Viridiplantae; Streptophyta; Magnoliopsida; Cucurbitales; Cucurbitaceae
Source: RefSeq, a predicted model, not a curated record